UCUACAUUUCUUUACAUAAGUGACAUGUUAUAAAAUAAUUCCAGCCUAGGUUUCGUUUGUGGUGUCUAUUUGCGUGUCCCAGUAUAUCAUAUUACACUAGCAUUCUUAUCCAGAGAUUAUUCCAACAUGUCAUAUCUACCGUGGAUAACCCAUAUGGUGCGCUGACAUCACUAGUAAGAAUUAAUCAAGUGACGUGUGCUGAGCUCUAGCGUGCAUUAAUGUAAAAUAAAUAUCAGCUGUGUGACAUUUUAUUCAAUGGAAUGUUGGUGUUGUGUAUAUCUUCACCGGUCUGAUUUUCAGAAGAUUUCAGUUGUCUUGUUACUUAAAUAUUUCUGAACGAUAGGGUAGAGACCGAGCUCUGAGCUAAAAUACGUAAAGCAAAAAUCAGCAUUUUGCUGGUUCCUGCUUGUUAGCAUCACUAGGUAGACUGAAAUUUCGAUGGAGCGUGUUUUCCAAGCAGUACCAGCAGACCUUCGUAUGAAGAUGGAAGCUCUGGUCCAAGAUCUGACCAACGCACUGGAGGAAUCUUCACGUUUGUCAUCUCGUCGGCGAUGGGGUCUUCGGAGACGUGCCCGAUCUACAGGGAACCUUCCUGCAGCCUAUCAUAAAACCUUGAGCGAUGAUUCCAGCAGUAGCAUAGGAGAACUAAUGCUUUCCCGUGAUAAAGGCCUCUCUAGCUUACAUCAGAGUGAUUCGGACGAUGUGACGUCAACGGGUGUCUACCGUCAGCUUGCGCCACUGACUCGUAAAACUCGCCCGGUUAUUCAUCUUCAUGGAAAUAUUGAAUCAGAUUCAUUCAAUGAGAAUUUUUCACCAGUUCACCCUAACACACGGAGGAAACGUAAAUUCAAGCGAAUGGCAGUGGAUCCAGUAGAAUUAGACAAUCCUUCCACAUCACAUGCUGCAGUACCUGUAAUACCAUUACCCAGCGGAAAAAAGAAGCGAGUCGUGAAACAUUCACCCAACUGUGAAAACAAGUACAGCAAUCUUCUGUGUGGAAAAAGGAAGCGUAGUACACGAGAGAGAAGUGUCGACUGCGAAAGACCCUCUGCGGGUGGUAGAUCCAAAACUUCGCGGAUUCUUGCCAUUCACAAGAUGAGUCUGAGUAGUACAGAUGAGAGUCACAUGGAUUUUGAUUCUGCUUCAGCCACCCACUGUGAAAUCAUGAGCAGUAGCAGCUUAAGUAGUUCAGAGAGUGACACUGGGAUAUAUACAAAUGACGAAGGACGAGAAGGCGAUGACGAACAAAGUGACUGGUGGGGUGGAGAUGCAGGGUCAGUGUGUGGCAAAGGCCUCUGGGACGAAGACGAGGGGGACCAGACUUCAGGGAAUUCGCAAGGGGGUGCCGACAAGGUAACAGAUGCAGAUGAGGAUAGUGACCCUGCUUUCCACGCAAUUCUUACCGGAAGUUUUGAGCACCUUUCCGAAGAGGCAAAGCAAGCUUAUCGUGUUCACAUGCAGUGGAUCAGAGAAGGGCUGAAUGGACGAGAGAUUCGAGCGGGUAGAAGACGGAUACGUGGCGAGAGACCGGGGUUUAGCAUCGUCACAUCAGCAAAUGAGAAGUUGUCUCGUUUCCUUCAAGAUCCCGGUCAGUCCGAGCUGAGGCUUCACCCAAUGCAGAAACAGGAACUAGAUCAGCUAUGCCACUUAGCAAACCUUUACUCUCUCCAAAUGACAAGUGACCCAAACCGCCGGACCUGCGCUGUUCUUACCAAAACCAGGAACACGAUGCAGGCUGUCCGUGUGGACCAAGUUCGUCUCACAAGGCUACAAGCUCGACUUCAUCAUCUCAGUGACUUCAAGAGAAGGCGGAAGAUGCCUCCUGGCACCGGAGCCUCAAACAUGUCAUCACAUCCUCCUCUAGACGUAGGGAGUUCCGCACUGCCAAUUCCUGAGACUAACCUCGGGAAUCAGAUGCUCCGUGGGAUGGGCUGGGAGCCUGGUACUGGGCUCGGUGCACAAAGUAAUGGCAUCCAGGAGCCAAUUGUAGCAGCAGUCCGCCCAAAAUAUGUUGGUCUCGGCCACAAUCCAAACUACAAAUCAAGUUGAAAAGUUGAUUGGUGAUAUUGGUGUAUAUGACUUAAUUCAUAAAUGUUGAAAAAGCUAAAAAAUUAGCUUUAAAGGAUAAAUUGAAAAUGUUUUAUAGGCAGAUAAGAAUGGCACUAAAUGUAAUCAUGUCAUAUGUAGAAAGUUAGAUUCCGUUCUCUCGCUGUCUCCUCUCCCUCCCUGUAAUGAGACUGUUUUGCUCAAAGGACUUUUGUAUUCAUAUUAAUUUAGAUAUUGGUUUUAAAUUCUGAUUUAAAUGUAAUACGGAAAAUGAAAUUUUUGAAGACAAUCUCGUCAGUUGUUUAUAUUAAGCUGCUGUCAGACUGAAAUAUUCUCUGAUGAUUUUGUUGGAUACAAUAUAUUAUUAUACUAUCUCAUAUCAUGGAACAGAGUGUUUCGUGAUCAGCUUUUAGUCAGUCAGCUAGUAAAGAAAUUCCCUGCCUUUUAUGUUACCAAAAAGUUCAUUACUAUGUCCACAAGGGCCCAUCAUUUUACUUUUAAUUACUCGUAAUGUUUUUUCCCUCCUCAUAGUGAAAGAACAUCCUUUAUCUGAAGCUUACUGCUGUCCGUAGGUGCCCUGUAGCGGCUUGGGCACUCAUUGAACGAUUUCAACGAGUGCUGAGCACCUCCUCAACUUCCCAUCCGUACAGUUGAAUUUUUAAACCAUUUCCCCAUAAUUAUUUUUGAAUCGUCAUACGUAGGUACUCAUUUGAGCCUGGAAAAUAUUUUGUUGAUUGUAUAAAGCGUGCCAUAAUGUUUGUUGUCUCCACGCUUUUGAUGGGCAGUGGAGCCAGUUGAGUUGCAUGUGGUCAGUUUUGUUUCGGCUAAGGAGAUUCUUCAUUCUGUUGUUUGUUUGUUUUUCUUUCUUUCCCCGAUGGCCCUUUGUUAGCUGCAUUUUGAUUCCUUUGAGAUUGUCUCCUGGGGGAGUUUAUAAUGCGAAACUGAGCACCUUCUGAAAUUUUGGAGUCAGUGCCCGAGCUACAGUCAGCAUGUCAGCAAAAGAAUGUGAUGAUAAAUUUUGGAAACAGUAAGCACAGGUCUGUCAGAAAUAAACUUCCGUUAUGUUAGCUGCUUCAAGAAGUUAAUUUAUGCCGUGCUGGAAUCUGACGGGUGGAGAGCUGACAGAACUAACCCUCACAUUGUACUUUUGAAGUGAGAAUUUUGUAUGCUUUCUUUAUCAUCUAAAUUCUUAAGCUGGAAUAAGUUGCGUUUAGAAACAAGUUGCACAAGAUAAACUUAUUUUGAAGUCACCUAUUUUCCCAUUAAAUUAUUAGAAGUACAGAUGUUGGAAAUAAACUCGUAGACGUUUACUUUAUCUGGAAAUGUGCAUCAUUGUACCACAAUUUUUGUAUUGUAUAUUAUUUUUUUUUAAAAAAAAUUGUUAUGCUGCUGACAAGAUUAACUUUUAAGGUUUGCAGCACAUUUCAUCAGUGUCAUUGCUUCCUUCCUAUAAAAUGUUUUACUCAUUACAGACUGCCACAUUUUUCUCUUUUAUGCGCCACAACUUUUAACUUUGGUUAAAUAUAACUGAAGAAUAUAUGAAUAUCUUAUUCUAAUCAAGGAUUUCUCAUUGAGAAUUAAUUAUGUAUGUCUCCUUUUAAGUAUUUUAAAAAAGACUUGUUUAUGUAUUGGGGUAAAAACAAAGCAAAUAAGUGUAUUGCAAAUGUAAGUUUUAUAUGACGAGCGAGUAAUUUGAGAUUUUUAUUUGCAUGAAGUCGUUAAUUCCCCAUUCUGUGGAACUAACGGUGUUGCAGUGAGGAUAUUAAAUACCGUGUUUUAAUUUGUUUAUUUAUAUUUUAAAUAUUUUAUUAUUAGAGCAGUAUCUUUGUAUAUAAAUGUAUUAUAAUAGGUACUCAUUGAAUUCAGACUGUAUCAACUUGGUUUUCUCCAUUAUAUGGUGAAAGUAAAUUAUUAUUAUUUAAGUGAUGAUUCUUUAGCGUGAAUAAAUAAAAGAGUCAUCUUAUACACACUUUUAUAGAGUUUUAUAAUUAUCAAGUAUUACAAAUAAUAAUUACACUUAAAAUGUAUUAAUCUGAGAUGAAGCUACUGAAUGGUGAUGCUUGUGUAGUAAUGAAGUAUUUUUCAACAAGUUUUGAAUGUUUAUGAAGGUAUUUAUAUUUGUAAAAUAUAUUUUAAUAUAAUUUAACUGUACAUGUAUUUUAUGUAUGAUCUGUAUAUAUAUAGUAUACAUUAUUUGCUGUAGUGUUUACUGCGUUCAUUGUAGGAGUGCCCUUUUCAGGUAAGGGAGCCACUGAUUGUUGUUGUCAGUCUGUCGGCAGCUGAGGAGUUGCGGACAAAGACUCAGUGACUCAUGUUAUUUCUUUGUACAGCCUGAUAGAGAACAUCAGUCACCUUGAUGGAUCAUUUUUAUGGUUUCAGUUGCCAUUGUGAGUGUAGUUACUGAUGAGGCAUUUUUAAUUGAUACUAGAUUGCAUAAUGAUGAACAGUUUUAAUUGUAAUUGUUAUCUGUGAUAGCUGAUGACAGUAUUCUGUCAAUAUGAUUGUAAAACUGUAAAAAAUGUGUGUAUAAGGUGAGUGUUUUAUUUAUUCAGUGACUUAUUUUGAUUGUGUUUCUGCCUUUAUUAUUUUCAUUUAAUUUUAGUGAGCUUUUUCGAAUUAUGAUUAAGCAAAUGGACCUAAUUAUGAGAAACAAUUCAAUUUUAGUGUACUAGAUAGUCGAUUUUGAAAUAUUUAAUUGUUUUAGACUUUGUGUCAUUUUUUACAAAAAAACAUUAAUUGAAUGAGUAAGGGGGACAAAUUCAUUAAAAAUAGACUUUUGUUUUAACAUUAUCCAUAUUAUUAUUAAAUAUUUAUAUUACUUGCUUUCUGUUUUUUAGUUUUAAAUCUUAAAACUUCCAGCAGCCAAUGAAAUGAAUGUGUGAAUGAUUUAUGAGAUGUAAAAAAAAGCUCCUGUUAAUGUAGGUUAAACUCAAUUUUACAUUACUUCAAAAAAUCCCUUAAAUCGUUUACUGUGGUAACUUGUGAAUUAUUCUGUAAGUACUCUCGUCACGUUGUCAUACAAAAUGAAUAUGAUGCUUUGACCAUCCAUGACAUUGGUUGAAGUUGACGUCUUUAUCAGUUCGUGAUUCACCGUCUUCCUUUCAUUGAUAUAUAGUUUGAACUACUCUAAGAACCAUUAAAAACUAUCCUUAAAUAUUACCUCGCUGUUCAUUGGGUGUUACAGAACUUGUUUAUUUUUUUGUUUUUAUUUUAAAUAUUUGCACAGCAUUUUUCCUUCCAUCCUUUUCCUCCUCAGUUCAGUUAGGAUGGUGUAUCAUAACUGAUGUUAAGUAGACGUCGAUGUACGACUUCUUGACCGAUGCAAAAAUUGGAACAGUGAGAAUGAAUAGUUCGCAAUUUACAAGUCAAGGAUUGAUAUAUGUGGUGAUCUCAUAAGCUUGUUUCUCUUAGAAAAGUAGUUUAUAUAAGUCCAAAUAAAAGCAGGAAUAUACUCUGAUGAUAUAACCUCUGCUUCGAAAAGGUUGUGAUUUCAAACAUAUAUGAAGUGGUAUCAUCCUUAUGACUGAUUUUAUUUUACCAGAUUUAAGGUUUAAGGAAUGUUUGUGGAAAGGUCUGGGCAAGAUUUUAAUUUUUACGUGUUUUUUUAUUUUCUUUAUGUUUGUUUUAACAUAGACUCCUAACAUCUUUAUCUUUUUUUUAACAGAAUAAUAUAUAUUAUACCCACAUUUGACAACUGGUUUAUGAAGGUUUACGUAAUAGUGAAAUCAGGUUUAUGUUUGCUCAGUAUUGUAUUUGGUAUUAACUCUGUUUGUAGACACAUGUAAUGGGUGUGUGUGAAACAUUUAUCUGUCAUUUUAAUAUAUAUGAAUUCAAUUGAAUUUCUUGUAAAUUGAUUUAUGAUAUAAUUUACCAGGUACUGAUACUCGGUUCUUCUCGACUGUGGGAUGUGAAGUGUAUCGAGGAAAAGAUUAUUAUUGAAAGAGGGAAUGUGAAUUUAUUCUCUUGGCAUGGAUCAGUUGGUAGCAUUGGAAUGUUUUCACUUUUUCGUCAGGUGUGUUGCCUGUAUUAUGGGAUCGUACUGAGCAGUGUGGAAGUUGGAAAUCAUAGGUGGAAUUUCCGUGGUUUUAUCUCAAGAAUGUGGCAUUUCUUAAUCUAUAUUAAUAUACGGAUAAUGAAGGGCUUUCAUAACAUCGUCUGUUCCUACAGUCAAAAGUGUCGAUGUGGAUUCUAAUAAAAACUGAUUUUGUUUUGAAUAAUCUUUUGUUUACACUUAGUUUUUAAUUUAUUAUAGUCAAAAUCAAGAUUAUAAAAGCUGUUUAGCAUGAAACAAAAGUAACAUACUGUUUAUCAGAAUUGCCAUGUUGCUUUGUAUGAGAAAUCAAGGUGAAAUUUUACUAUAAUUUGGUAUAAAAAUUGUCAUAAUAAUAAGCAGUUGGUUGUUUGAAUAUUUCAGCAUGGACACAAACUGUACAGUGAUCACUCAUAUUAAUAAUAAACAUUUGCUGACAGGCAGAAGAUCACAAAACAAACAUUUGAAAGUGUACCGGUUCAAAGGAUUUUAUAAGUAAUUUUUCUUAUAUAUACUGUGAGCCCUAAUGUGGUUACAUGGCAGGUUACAAGCUUUUUUCUGUAUUUGAAAUUGACAGAUGAAUGUGAGCAUUACAUGAAAGAUGUUACAGUCCAGUGUCUCUUUCAGAAAUAAACUAAUCCAAAUGUUUCACAUUGUAGCCUCAUCAUUAUCACAGGAAAUGCAUUGUGAAUGUUAUCUGUAAGUAUCUAGAAGAUGAAUAACAAAAAAUAAACAACAAAUUACAUACAUAAAUACAUUACAAUCAAAAUUGUUGUGUUAAGGGUCAUUUUUGGCUUCAAUUUUAAUCAUAAUUUUCAAAAUAGGGCUAAAAUGUGUCCAUGGGGACUAUCACAGUGUUAGGUUAUGUACAGAUAUUGCAACUUUUCUGUAAGAUACUUUUUGGUAUAUUUAAGAAUUAAUUACUUUAAUUCCAAAUUCAGUGUUUGCCUUGUUUUUGGAAUUAAUUAUAUUAAUUCCAAAUUCAGUGUUUGCCUUGUUUUUGGAUAAUGAAUUUUCUUGUUUAAAAGGUGCCUGCAUAAAAACCUUUACCAAUGAGUGUCUUCCAACUUCGAGAAAUGUUCUUCAUUUUAAGGCUGACACAUUCUUGUUUAGUCUUCUGAUAUUAUUAUUACUUUGGGUUGAUUCAAGGGCUUUGUUCUUACAUGAAACUAAGUUAACAUCCUUUGGUCAACCCAAAACAUUCUUAAUUUACAUCAUGGUCUUGUGGAUUCUGACAUACGUAAUCUUAUAGAGGUUAUCAACAUUUAAAAGGAACCUUUUGCCUCCAUUUUCACUUUAAAUUGAAUAAAGGUGGAAGCAGGUUUUCAUCUGAAAUGUUGGUAACCACCUGCCAGACUGUAUGGUGUGACAACCAAGAAGACUGUAUUUUGGAUUCUGCCUGCUGUCAAAACAAUCUAGGUAUGUGUAUAAAUUUCCUGUUCGCCACUGUGAAGGUUAAGGCAGUGAAGAAUUAUUGCAGAUUCCAUUGCUACAUUGGCCAUGCUCCCUAUAGGAUAUUUCACAUUCAAGAACAAAUCUUGAUAUCUUUAUGAUAGUAAGUGGCUAAAUUCGUGCCUCCGCUGUUAAUUAGCUUAAUUUACAGUGCAUCGUCAUGCAGGACAGUAUUUAACAUAGAAAUUCCCGAGAUGUUUGCACACCAAUGACGUAAUACGUAGCAAUAAAAGAACAUAUGCAUCAGUUUGUAAUAGAUAUCCUUCCUGUAUGUAUGCUGAGUAUGUUUAAUAAAAAUUCAACUUUAUUUUAGUUAUUAUGUCACAGUGUAAGAUCUUUCUGUGUUGAAUAUAUUUUGUGCGUGCAUGUGCUUAUGUUUGUACAUGUACUCACUGGAAUGACCGUGCAAAUUAGGUUAUGUUAUCACAUUUCAGUUUUAUGAGUGUAAAUUUUCUUUGAAAUAAAAUGUGUAUUCUUAAUGUUUGCAGAGGUUAGGUAUGACAAUUUGAUCUGAUGGAUAUUAUUGUAUUGUGGUAGACAAUAUUGAUAAAGGAUUUCUUGUUUAA
Messenger RNA from Zootermopsis nevadensis, 8094 nucleotides. Its product is annotated as G patch domain-containing protein 2. The record is from RefSeq and is a predicted model, not a curated record. Gene Ontology annotation, molecular function: nucleic acid binding. NCBI's taxonomy places the organism in Eukaryota, Metazoa, Arthropoda, Insecta, Blattodea, Termopsidae.